This is a messenger RNA of Brassica rapa (field mustard), 2455 nucleotides long. RefSeq names its product ankyrin-2. Gene Ontology annotation, molecular function: nucleic acid binding; zinc ion binding. Lineage: Eukaryota; Viridiplantae; Streptophyta; Magnoliopsida; Brassicales; Brassicaceae. The record is from RefSeq and is a predicted model, not a curated record.
GAAUUGAUGGUACAAUGAAUUCUCAAAGUAGAAGGAUCGAACACAAGAAAACUCUUGAAUGCGAGUGACACAAAAGAAACCCAGCGACGUCGUUAAAAAGAGUCGUUCACCAUAAAUAAUGGGCUUUAAGGAAAAGAAGCCCAUUAUCCCAAUCAUUUCGAAGUGAUAUCAAAAUCACAACCAAUCGGCGAAAACUUACCCCAUCCUAUAUGAUCCGAUCUAGGUCGUCACGACGGAGAAGGCGAUGACAGGGAGAUUAACCAUGGAUCCGGCGAAGAUGGUUAACGGAGGAAAGUCCAAGGAGGAAGGCAAUCGUAAGAAGAGAAAGAAUCAACAAGUAACAUCGAGCAACAUGGUUUUGAAAAGGCUUCUUCGUCCAGCAAGGUACUUCGAUGGUUUAAUGACUAACCCUUGUUAUUAUAAUCCCACCAAGCCUCCUAGGAAGCCCUGUUUGAUAUGCGCUAGUGUCCAACAUGUUACAAAGCACUGCUCAAUGAACCACCCAGACAAAGAUUGUUCUGAUAAGACAUCAGUUUGUUUAAGAUGUGGAGGCUUAGGACACGAAAUGGGUUUGUGCAAGUACGAAUACACUGAGGAUGAUUUGAAGAAUGUGCAGUGUUAUGUCUGUAAAGGCUUUGGUCACCUGUGCUGUGUCGAGCCUUGUGAUUCACUGCCCUCUUUGUGGGCUGUGUCUUGUUACAGAUGUGGUGAACUGGGUCAUACUGGACUGUCGUGUGGUAGACACUACGAGGGAAGCCCUGAUAUACAAAGUGGAUUUGGUCGUCUUGCUACUUCUGCAGCCAUUUCCGAGCUCGGGAAGAAGAGGAAACGUGAGACAGCCACACUAUCAUCACUCAAGACAAAUGAUGUAGACUCACAAGAAAUAUCUAUUCUUCAUGACUCCAACUGGACUAAGAAGAAGAAGAGAAAGAAGAAGAAGAUUAACAAAAAGUCGGAUCAGCAUGUUACUCCCCCUGAAUCCAACGGGGAGAAGAAUGAUGGGAAUUUGGAACAACAUUCUAAGAAGAAUGUUGAGUCGGAACAGAAUUUUACUGCCCAUGAAUCCAACAGGAAGAAGAAGAACAAGAACAAGAAAGCUAAAGGUGAACAGACCCCUGUAGCAGAGAAACCAAAUCUUAGAAGUGGUUGGUUAACAGAGUAUUUGGAAGAAGAUCCUUUCCACAGAGGAAAGAUUAGGAGGCUGUGUUCGCCCACUACACCAUCGGGUUAUGACCACCACAGAUUGGCCACUACACAUAUGGAUCAUAACUACAGAUCACCAAGAUUCAUUUCUGGUGGGCAUUACCCGGGUUCUCACUCAACCACACAAUAUGAUAGAAACCGUAUAAAUUCAUCGUUCGAGUCUAAUGAGCAUCUCUCGGGUCCUCCACCAAGGCUGUGGCAGCGUAACUAUCCUCCUACCUCUCCUAUUGCACCAUCAGGUCAUAGCCACCAUCGGUUACCCGUUACACCACCGGGCCAUAACCAUUGGUCACCAACAUUCAGUUCUGGCGGGCCUUAUACGGGUUCUCUAUCCGUGGAACCAUGCGGUGGUAACCGUAGAUAUUUAUCAUUCGAGUCUAAUAGGCAUCUCUUGGAUCCUCCAAUUCCAAGGCUGAGGCAGAGUUACUAUUCUCCUACCUCUCCCAUUACACCAUCAGGUCACAAUCAUAUGUUACCAACAUUCAGUUCUGGUUGGCAUUCCACAGGUUCUCUGUCGACCAUACCACCACAUGGUGGAAACCAUAGAGAUUCAUCCUUCGGGUCCAAUGGGCAUCACUUGGAUCCUCCAUUUUCAAGGGGGCAGCCUUAUUAUCAAUCUACCUCUCCCAUUACACCAGCAGGUCAUAACCACCAUAUGUUACCCAGUACAUAUAACCAGAGAUCACCAACAUUCCGUUCCGGUGGGCAUUACUCGAGUCCUCUGUCAAGUACACGAAAUGGUGGAAACCAUAGAAAUUCACCAUUCGAGUCUAGUGGGCAUCUCUCGGGUCCUUCAACUUCAAGGCGGCAUCCUUAUUAUCCUCCUACAUCUUCACAUCAUCAUCAUCAGCAGCAGAACAUAUAUGGUCAUGCACCCUCAAGGUAUGGUCCGCCCCACCACUAUGGAGAAUUUUCAGGCAACUAUGAACAGUGGUAGCAUCAACUGAUAUUGGUGUUCAUGAAAUCUAUUACGCUUGAUGGUGUUUGUUGGGAUCAAAGGUUAGCUUACCUAGACCUUGUGUAUUUAAUUCGAGAUUUGGGGCAGCUUCUUGUUAUUUUGUGCUCUUCUCUUCACAAGUAGUUUGUGCAGUUCUCAUUUGUUUUAAGUGAUAUGUUUAUGAUUUUUCUGAUUUAUGAGAGAUAGGUUUUGAUGCCAAUGCAAGGAAUCAGAUUCUAUAGCUGUUCAGUUACUGAAUAUUAUUUGUAGACAUUGAGAUGUUGGAACACAGAAAUGUAUCGUCUAGUUCUUUUC